Messenger RNA from Brassica oleracea var. oleracea, 1290 nucleotides. RefSeq names its product reticulon-like protein B22. The transcript has 4 exons. The coding region runs from base 814 to 1287 and encodes 157 amino acids. NCBI's taxonomy places the organism in Eukaryota, Viridiplantae, Streptophyta, Magnoliopsida, Brassicales, Brassicaceae. The record is from RefSeq and is a predicted model, not a curated record.
AUUUUAUAACGCCUUUCCGCGACAAUCAAAUCUCGAAAGAUAGUUUCUUAAUUUCGCUUUAAUAGAGAGAAGUUACAAAAACCUCUCUCACCUCUCUCUAGAAACCAAAAGUUUAUUUUCUCUUUCUUCCGGCGUCAGUUGCCGCCGACGUCGGAAUCUUUCUCUUCCUCUUUUAUUUUUGCUUCGCUGGAUUCUCUUGUCCUCCCUUUCCAAUAUGCUCAAAGCUCUGGAAUUUCUCGACGAAUCUGAUAAAGGAUCUGACCGCGGUGGAUCUCAGCAUGUUAGUGGUUGCCGGUGGCCCUGGAGAUCCAAUUUUUUCGCUUCUUUUCCGGUCUUCUUCGCUUGCAGUGGUAGCGGCGCGUGUGGCGAUUUUGGAGUGUUUCCUCCCUGAAUCCUUUGUUUCGAUGUGCUUCAGCGUGUGUUUGGAGGAUCUCUCAGCGCUCUCGUUUCUCUCCGGUUUGUUGAACCGGUAGCGGCUUCCGGUGUCUCUAGGGUCUCGGGUUAUUUUUUGUCCCACAUUAGUUACUACCGAAGGUGUGUUCUUCCGAAUCCAAGUCAUAUGUAAAGCACCUCGUAUCCUCUUUGCAACUCAUACCUUUUUUUUGUUUUUUUGGCUAAUUUCAAGUGUAAUAUUUGCUAUUAUUAGUUUAACAUCUGGUAUGUGGCCAUAUCGGAUCACGUGAUAUUAAUUUUAUUUCUUACGAAGAAUCAAACCAAAUGUGAACCGAAGUCAGACCGGCAAACCGGAACUCGUCGCUGUCAUCGUUUUAAAUGAAAACUAACGAACGAUGUCGGAACCAAUAAGAUUCAGAGAUGGGGGAAAUGGGAAAGGCGAUAGGAUUACUGAUAAGCGGGACGCUAGUGUAUCACCAUUGCGCUAAUCGAAACGCGACUCUUCUCUCCCUCUUCUCCGAUGUCCUCAUCGUUCUCUUGUCCUCCCUCGCCAUUCUCGGUCUUCUCUUUCGUCAACUCAAUGUCUCGGUACCUGUGGAUCCAUUAGAGUGGCAAAUAUCACAAGACACAGCUAGUAACAUCGUUGCACGCUUAGCUAAUACUGUUGGUGCUGCUGAAUCCGUUUUGCGUGUUGCAGCUACGGGACAUGACAAGAGGCUAUUUCUUAAGGUCGUGAUCUCUCUAUAUUUCCUGGCAGCUCUGGGACGGAUCAUAUCCGGUAUGACCAUUGCUUAUGCGGGACUAUGUUUGUUCUGUCUCUACAUGGCUUGUCAGAACUCUCAAUCUACCGGAAACUCUGUACUGAAUCGAACUAACAGAGAGACUUCAGAAUGAGAA